Molecule: messenger RNA, 411 nt
Organism: Pistacia vera
Lineage: Eukaryota; Viridiplantae; Streptophyta; Magnoliopsida; Sapindales; Anacardiaceae
Product: 14 kDa zinc-binding protein-like
Exons: 4
Coding region: 58-411 (117 amino acids)
Biological process (GO): purine ribonucleotide metabolic process; sulfur compound metabolic process
Cellular component (GO): cytoplasm
Molecular function (GO): adenylylsulfatase activity
Source: RefSeq, a predicted model, not a curated record
UGGAUUUCAGAAUUUUGCGUUAAUGAAAAGUUUGCAUAUUCUUAUGCUUUUUGAUUGAUGUGCAGAUUUGACAAAAUAAUUAACAAAGAAAUCCCAUCUACCAUAGUUUAUGAGGAUGACAAGGUCUUAGCUUUUAGGGACAUAUCUCCCCAAGCUCCCACACACAUUCUAAUUAUUCCCAAAGUGAAGGAUGGCUUGACUGGACUCUCUAAGGCUGAGGAAAGGCACUGUGAUAUUCUUGGCCGUCUUCUAUACACUGCUAAGCUAGUUGCCAAACAGGAAGGUCUGGAAGAUGGCUUCAGGAUUGUGAUUAAUGAGGGCCAAGGGAUGUCAAUCAGUUUACCACAUUCACGUCCAUCUCUUAGGGGGGCGUCAGAUGAACUGGCCACCUGGCUAAGAUGGAAUUGUUGA